GGUUUGGGUUUGUUCGUUUGCGGUGUGUCACGUGAUCCCUUUAAGAGGACACUCGCAGGGAGCUUAAGGGAAAUAUAACCAUAUAACCCGGUUAUCUAAUGAAACUGUCGACAGUGCGAGGUUUAAACAGGCACAAAGGAUCGUAUAAACUCAGCGGGCUGGUUAGUAUACACGGAGGUGUAAACACCGACUGGGAUUGGGCGUCUGAGACCUGAGACACCGGCGGCGGCGACGGUCUGCCGCGCACAGCUGUGACACGAAACGAGCGUCCCCUCCUGACCGGGUGCAGGAAGUCAGUCAGUUUUGUUGUAUUGUUGCCACGGAACUCGUGCAGUGGGCUUUAAACGUAGUAAACGGAAUUUACUGCCAGAAGAACAUAGUUUGUUUUUUUAAUGAAUAAAUUGCCUUUAAGGUAAACCUACACCAAGAUGCCACCUAAAAAGCGUAACUCUGGGACGGUGAAAAACACUGAAAGUGUCUCUCCAGACAAGAAGGAGGCUCCAGAGUUAUCUUUUAAAAAACACAGAGACAAGGAUGCUGAGUUUGUGACCCUGUGCAAGAGCCUCCAUGUGACAGACCUGGUGUGUGAACGAGCCUGGGCGCUGUGGAAAACUGUUCAAGAGUCUAUGGAUGAAAUCGAUGACAGUCAGAAAAGGGUCUGGGGGGCCUGUCUGUUCGUGUCGGUGACAGACGCGGACGUUGCCUGUUUCACCUUAACUCAGGUUCUGAAAGCAGUCAAUCUGAAUGUAAAGCAGUUUGUGGAUCUGGUGAGGAAGCUGGAUGUGAACCUGGAUACCAUAAGCAACAAGGUGAACUCAGCUCUGACACGAGUGGAGAAGAAGUAUGACGUGUCGCUGGCUCUCUACCAGCGGUUUGAGAAAACAUGCAAGAAAAUCUUUGCUUUGGGUUCUGAUGAUAAGGAGAGGGAGACCAUGCGAGGCUGCUGGACAAUGUUUCUUUUAGCAAAGGGAAGGGCCUUGCAGAUGGAGGAUGACCUGGUCAUAUCAUUCCAGUUGCUGCUUUGUACGUUGGAGUUAUUCAUCAAGCGUUGCCCCCCAGACCUUUUGCAACCUCUUUACAAAUCAGCCAUCAGCAAAGUUCAGAGCCCUCCGACACGAACAUCUCGCCGCAGCCAAAACAAAGCCAAAACCCGGCCUGUGGAGCCAGAGGUGGAUUUGCAGCUUCUCCAAACCUUGUGUAAAGAAAACGAAUGCAAUGCAGAAGAGGUGAAAAAUGUAUAUCAGACCAGUUUCUCGGCUUUCCUGGACUCAAUGGAUCUGUCGAGAUCUCCAGAUUUUCCUCAGGCGAAACAACUCAACCAACAAUACGAAGAGCACUACCUCAAGAGUAGAGACAUCGAUGGACGGCUGUUUUUGGACGGAGAUGAGACAGUUCUUGCUCCUAAAGUCGAGAUAUCACAGGUGGAGAGAACCCCAAAGAAGAACAUGCCAGAUGAAGACGUACUCAUUCCUCCCCAGACUCCAAUCAGAGCUGCCAUGACUUCCAUUCAGCAGUUGAGGGGGGAUCUCACCUCCAGUGGAGAUCAGCCAUCGACUAACCUGGCUACAUAUUUCAAAAAUUGCACCGUGGACCCGACGCAGGAUGUGCUGAAGCGUUUGGAGACACUCGGACAGGCGUUCAGCCAGAGGUUUGGUCAGGCAGUCGGCCCGCGCUGUGUAGUGCUUGGUUGGCAGAGAUUCAAACUUGGUGUCAGACUGUAUUACAAAAUCAUGGAGGCAAUGCUGAAAUCGGAAGAGAAGCGAUUGUCUGUACAAAAUUUCAGUAAACUCCUCAAUGACUCCACAUUCCACACAUCACUGUUGGCCUGCGCUUUGGAGGUGGUGAUGGCAACGUACGGAGAGAGCAGUUUUAGGACUGGAGGAUACAACCAUAGCGGUGCUGGUGACCCAGUUGAAACCCACUUGUGUUUCCCCUGGAUACUGGAUGUGGUCGACCUCCCCGCCUUUGACUUCUACAAAGUCAUCGAGAGUUUCAUCAAGGCCGAGCCAACUCUGAGCAAAGAUAUCGUCAAACACCUGGAGACCUGCGAGAACCUCAUCAUGGAGAGAAUUGCAUGGAGGAUGGACUCGCCGCUGUUUGAGCUGCUGAAACAGGAGCAUGGAGGCGGAGCAGCAGACCAGGUGGAGACCCCGGCCAGUUUCAGUCAACCACUGCAGCACAACCACACCGCAGCUGAUCUAUACCUGUCCCCUAUGCGUCCAAACUUUCGUGUCUUGCCUCCUGAGUCCCCAUCCACGCCCAGCUCUCACACCUCCUCUCAGCCUUUGACCCAGCCUGCCGGCCAGACUGCACGACUCCCAAAGUCCAACUCGCUCAGCCUCUUCUAUAAAAAAUUGUACCGCCUGGCCUACACUCGGCUGAAGAUACUCUGCUCCUACCUGCUCUCCUCCCACCCUGAACUGGAGCCCAUCAUAUGGACCCUGUUCCAGCACACACUGCAGCACGAGCACGAGCUGAUGAGAGACCGUCACCUGGACCAGUUGAUGAUGUCGGCCAUGUACGCUAUAUGUAAAGUGAAGAGUGUUGAUCUUCGCUUCAAGAGCAUCGUCACAGCGUACAAGAACCUGCCCAACACCAACCAAGAGACCUUUAAGCAUGUGUUGAUCUCUGAGGGCCACUUUGACUCCAUCAUCGUCUUCUACAACCAAGUGUUCAUGCAGAAGCUGAAAACCAACAUCCUGCAGUAUGCGUCCACCAGGCCACCCACCCUCUCUCCAAUCCCACAAAUACCACGAAGCCCCUACAAGUUCCCAAAUUCACCUCUACGUGUGCCUGGGAGCAACAACGUGUACAUCUCCCCGCUGAAAAGCUCACGCAUGUCUCCGGGUAUCAUGACUCCUCGCUCCAGAAUGCUGGUAUCUAUUGGUGAAUCUUUCGGGCUUUCCAAUCGGUUCCAGAAGAUCAACCAGAUGGUCAACAGCAGCGAUCGCUCCUUUAAGAGGACUCUGGAUCUUGGUUCCGGUCCGAAGCCUCUGAAGAGGCUACGGUUCGAUGUGGACGGGCAAGAUGAAGCCGAUGGCAGCAAAUCUGGAAGAGAUUCUACACUGAUACAGAAGCUUGCAGAGAUGAGCUCCACUCGGAGUCGCAUGCAGGAGCAGAAGAUGAAGGAGGACGCAGAAUCAAAGAAGGAGUAACUCUAAAAACCUACUGAACUGACCUGCACUGUUUAUCACAACGUGAACACUACGCUUUUGUUCACACACAAAGAGAAACAUGAGUUUCUCUUUACAUUUAGUAUUAGGUUUUAGUUUGUAUUUAACUUUGAGGAGUAAUAUGUGAAUAUAGAGGACUUUUUCCUCUCAUUUUUGUUGAUGCUUUAACUGUGUGUUUUAACUGAAUAAUGAUUGAUGUCAUUGGAUUUUGUUUGAAUUUUGACUUGUUGAAGAUUUAGUAUGUUUGGUUUUAAGAGUGAUAUUAAUUUGUGGGUGUUAAAGAAGUCGUUUUUUUUCUCUCUCACGAAUGUUUUCAAUUGUCAAGUCCGUUGUUGAGAUACAAUUCUGGUUUCCUUGUUAAAUAAUUGUUUUUACAACCAUCAGGACCUUCAUAUGUUGACCUUUUUUCUUUUGUGACAUUCUUUUAAAAUGUUUCAAUCAUGAUGCAACAUUUCAGUUGUUCAAUCAUGAUCUCUCCUCUAAAGAAAGGAUUAAAUGUCAGCUUCAGAGGGAAUUCUUCACUCCACGCAGCAGUUUUAGUUUUAAAGUGAUAUAUUUACUCGGGAACUUGCUUGGAACGUCUUGGAAAAGUUUAGUUUGUGCCAUAAAGUGAGAAUUGUAAAACAAAAGGAAAUAUCAAGGAAAAUUAUAGAGUAUAUAAUUUGCACUCAACCAAAAUUCAUGUAGUUUCAUAGGAUUUGGUUGACGGGUAAUGUUUCUCUUUUUGUAUAGUUUUAUAGUAACUUUUGUUAUACUUUUGAGGGUUGAAAGUUUUCACCGAAUUCAAACACUUACAUGUUUCAAUUAGAAGACUAUUUUUCAUGUUCUCUCAUUUUUUUCUACGGAUAAGUUGGUUGAGUUUUUGAACUGGGAGGGUUCUGAGUAAGAGGGGGAAAGAUUACAGCGAUGAAUGCGUAUCACAUAGAGCAUUAAUAUGUGGACUUUACUCCAGAAAAGUAUACCAGGGUAAAAUAUAUUGCUAGAAAUGUCAAUUGCCAGAGUUUUUAAAUUAAAAUGUGUUUAUAUUG
This is a messenger RNA of Anoplopoma fimbria (sablefish), 4201 nucleotides long. RefSeq names its product retinoblastoma 1 (gene rb1). Gene Ontology annotation, cellular component: Rb-E2F complex; nucleus; chromatin. Gene Ontology annotation, biological process: cell morphogenesis involved in neuron differentiation; regulation of transcription by RNA polymerase II; negative regulation of G1/S transition of mitotic cell cycle. NCBI's taxonomy places the organism in Eukaryota, Metazoa, Chordata, Actinopteri, Perciformes, Anoplopomatidae. Gene Ontology annotation, molecular function: RNA polymerase II transcription regulatory region sequence-specific DNA binding. The record is from RefSeq and is a predicted model, not a curated record. The coding region runs from base 429 to 3155 and encodes 908 amino acids. The transcript is spliced from 27 exons.